AUGAGCGCGGGUGCUGACGGCAGCGGCGGCGCUGCGGCCGCGGCGCGGUCCCGAGAGGGCAGUCCAGCGGAGGACGGCUUCGUCCCGUCGGCGCUGGGAACCCGAGAGCAUUGGGAUGCCGUCUAUGAGAGAGAACUGCAUACUUUUCGAGAAUAUGGAGAUACAGGAGAAAUCUGGUUUGGAGAAGAGAGUAUGAAUCGACUAAUAAGGUGGAUGCAGAAACACAAGAUUCCACUGGAUGCUUCAGUGCUCGAUAUUGGAACUGGAAAUGGUGUUUUCCUGAUUGAACUUGCAAAAUUUGGUUUCUCUAAUAUUACUGGAAUUGAUUAUUCUCCUUCUGCAAUUCAGCUUUCUGGAAGUAUUAUAGAGAAAGAAGGUUUAUCGAACAUUAAAUUGAAGGUAGAAGACUUUUUGAAUCUUUCCACAAAGCUGUCUGAAUUUCAUAUUUGCGUUGACAAAGGGACUUUUGAUGCAAUAAGCCUUAAUCCUGACAGUGCAAUUGAGAAGAGGAAGCAAUAUGUGAAAUCUCUCUCCAGGGUGUUGAAAGUAAAAGGCUUUUUUCUAAUAACCUCAUGUAAUUGGACCAAGGAAGAGUUGAUGAAUGAAUUCAGUGAAGGAUUUGAAUUUUUCGAAGAGCUGCCAACACCCAAGUUCAGCUUUGGAGGCAGAUCCGGAAACAGUGUAGCAGCAUUGGUUUUCCAAAAAACAUGAGACUUUUCUUUGGACAAAUUCAGGUAGCUUUUUUAAAAAGUUACACAGCAAAGUUAACCUGACACAGAAGAUGCAAGUGCAAAUAAAUGCUUAGUAAGUACACAGAAUGCAUAUGUUCAAUAGACAUAAUAGGUUGGUAAAAAAAAAUGAUGAACAGUAAGUGGUUGGGUUUUAGAGAUCAACCAAGAAUGGUUUUUAAUUUUUCUUUGUAUUUGAAAUAUAAACUUUUUUUUAAUUAAAAAAAUUUUCUGUACCUACUAAAUAGUUAAAAACUUUAAAUUAGUAAAUGAAUUUACAGAAAACAUGUAUUCUUGAUUUUUGUGCCUUGUUAAGUUGAAUUGAAUGUAACUAUGAAGAUUUGUCGAAUAAUAAGCAAAA
This is a messenger RNA of Galeopterus variegatus (Sunda flying lemur), 1089 nucleotides long. It is a transcript of the gene EEF1AKMT2, whose product is annotated as methyltransferase like 10. Gene Ontology annotation, molecular function: protein-lysine N-methyltransferase activity. NCBI's taxonomy places the organism in Eukaryota, Metazoa, Chordata, Mammalia, Dermoptera, Cynocephalidae. Gene Ontology annotation, cellular component: cytoplasm. The transcript is spliced from 6 exons. Bases 1 to 711 code for a protein of 236 amino acids. Gene Ontology annotation, biological process: peptidyl-lysine monomethylation; peptidyl-lysine dimethylation. The record is from RefSeq and is a predicted model, not a curated record.